This is a messenger RNA of Patiria miniata (bat star), 770 nucleotides long. RefSeq names its product phospholipase A2 AP-PLA2-I-like. The transcript has 3 exons. Gene Ontology annotation, biological process: phospholipid metabolic process; arachidonate secretion; lipid catabolic process. Bases 23 to 427 code for a protein of 134 amino acids. Gene Ontology annotation, molecular function: phospholipid binding; calcium ion binding. The record is from RefSeq and is a predicted model, not a curated record. NCBI's taxonomy places the organism in Eukaryota, Metazoa, Echinodermata, Asteroidea, Valvatida, Asterinidae.
AAGUCUUAUCCAGUUCAACGACAUGAUCACCUGUGCCACUGAGGAAUGGUUCCUUUCUGCCAUCUUCAUGUACAACGGCUAUGGGUGCUACUGUGGAUUCGGUGGUGAGGGCGACCCCGUGGACCCCACCGACCAGUGCUGUAAGGAGCACGACGCUUGCUACGAUGCGGCCAAUGAUAACGGCUGUUGGGGAAUCCAAAAGUACACGAUUGAGUACAAGUACAAGGCGAAGAGAUCCACAUGGGGCGACCCGAGCAGCUGUGAAAUCUCCUGCACGAAAGCCGAUGAUUAUUUCUUCUGGGAAUUCGAUGAGGACUGCAAAUCCUACAUGUGCGAAUGCGACAAACAGGGGGCUCUGUGCUUCGCUCGCGAAGCUGGUACCGUCGACGAUAAAUACCAAGGAUGGUCGCAAUCCAACUGCAAAUAAAUUCGAAAAUCACAAUUAAGAAUGUCUUAAGUUAUUUGGUAAACAAAAUAAUCUUUUCACUAUUAUUAUAAUCGGAAAGGUGAUUAUUAAAAAGUUACAGUUACUAAACUUAGACAGUGGCAACGCCCUCUUUCGAUGACCGUGAACACGGUACGGAUAUUCAAAUCAGAAAGUAAUAGUUUCCGCCUGGGGCGCCCUCAUCGGCCUACCGGUUGGGCGUAAGGAACAUCCAAUUGAACACAGUGUCAUAUCACUUGAUGUGACGUCGUUGCAUCCCCAUCUGUGAUUGAUUGAAAGUUUCAUCAGUCGGCUUUUUAACUCUUAAUGUGUCAUUAAUGAAUAU